ACGGAUGGCUCCAUUCAUACUGAGACAAACCACGCUGCUGUAGGUGGUUUGCUACGAGAUCAUACAGGAUGUUGCUUGGCAGCAUUCACUAGCAACCUGGGUAUGUGUUCCAUUACCCGGGCAGAGUUGAGAGGCGUUGUGGAGGGUCUUUAG
Linum tenue is the source of this 153-nucleotide messenger RNA. The record is from the annotation of a GenBank genome assembly. NCBI's taxonomy places the organism in Eukaryota, Viridiplantae, Streptophyta, Magnoliopsida, Malpighiales, Linaceae.